Molecule: messenger RNA, 1062 nt
Organism: Diaporthe citri
Lineage: Eukaryota; Fungi; Ascomycota; Sordariomycetes; Diaporthales; Diaporthaceae
Exons: 3
Coding region: 1-1062 (353 amino acids)
Source: RefSeq, a predicted model, not a curated record
AUGGCUCGAAUCUGGUCAUCGCAGCCCUUGAAGGCUCUCUACACCAUAUUCUUCCUGCUUGCAACCCCGCCGUAUGCCGCCGCAUUGUUCCUUCGAUAUCUUGCGAAGCCCUCGCAUCCCGAUUGGACCGCCAGGAUGAGCUUAUCUAGCGACAUGUUGAAGCUAUUUUUCCGAUACUCCUUGACCACUCAAUCCCGACGCAUCUUGGACGACGAUCCUGCAACGGCUAAAGAGAGGCUGGCUAUUAUCGAGCCCCCAGCUAGGUCCUUGUUCUCCGGUGCUUUAGCUCCAACAGCCUCAGUCAAACCGGGUCCUGUGAGGGGUGUUUGGCUGCCAGAUGCUCCUUCACUGCAAUCCCCCAAUCUAGAGGACGAGAAGGUCGUGAUUCACUUCCCCGGCGGCGCAUUUGUCAUCACUUUCGGCCACGAGGGUUCGGGCCGGCCGGUAUCAGAGGUCCUGACAAAGCACCUGAAGGCGAGCAAGGUACUCUGGGCACAAUACCGUCUCGCAGCAGAUGAGCAGACAUGCUUCCCGGCUGCGGUCCAGGAUGCCCUUACGUAUUACAACUAUGUUCUCUCUCUGGCCAGCGAGAUCGACGCCGACGGCUCUUUGAGGACCAACACUCCCGGAUUCCCAGUGCCAGGCGGUGCUGUUGUGUGGUCACCUUGGGUAGAGGUUACACCGAACGCGGGGAAAGACUAUGAAGGCUAUGCCAAUGCCAAAUCUGAUAUGUUGGACGCCGACUUUCUACAAUGGGGGGCAGAGUCAUACCUCGGCAAAAAUGGAGGUGAAAAGGACAAUCUGCCAUACACGUCGCCCCUGAGCUACCCCUUCAAAACAUCGGUGCCGCUAUACAUUCAUGCUGGAGCUGCUGAAGGCUUUUGUCAGUCUAUCACAAAAUUUGCGGCAAACAUGCGGGGGGUCGACGGCAAUCGUGUGGCAUUCUGUGCCACACCAAAGGCACCCCAUGAUCUUCUCCUCGGACACCCUACGUUUGGGAUGACGGACGAGCUUCAUACGGUGUUGGAUGUGGUUCACGAGUUUUUGAAUGGCGAGAGGUGA